Messenger RNA from Cutaneotrichosporon oleaginosum, 1404 nucleotides. RefSeq lists its product as uncharacterized. The record is from RefSeq and is a predicted model, not a curated record. Lineage: Eukaryota; Fungi; Basidiomycota; Tremellomycetes; Trichosporonales; Trichosporonaceae.
CCCCGCAGACCCGCGCACAUGAGCGCAGUGGAAAAGGCCAUGGCAGUCCUGCAGGACGCGAUCCAGGACCAGGACGCGCGCGCGCCUCCCCCAGGAAAGUACAAGAUCGAGUGAGUGGCCUUGAAUGUGUGGCGCGUGCGGCGGCUGGCGAGCGAGCUAGAGGGGAGCGAGAUUGCUUCGCCGCAUGUGCGCGCGCUGGCGCAGUGUUCUCGCGAGAUCGUGAGCGAUCAAUACAAUGUCGCGCCUGAUUCUCCGUGCACUUGCUUCGCUCCUUCUCCACCCCUUAUAUCCCACAACCCACAACAGCCACAAAGCACCACCCACUCACCCCAGCACCAACGAACUCAACGCACGCCUCCAAGCCUACAAGUGGGAGCAGGACACCCCGCGCUCUCCGUGCACACCUCGCACUCCGGCGUCACCUAUGCCCCCGUCGGCCGCGCGCUCUCGUCACUCGGCGCCACCGGAGCGCGGCCUCGCCUCGCCGUUCCGCACACGCGGCCACAGCCGGCACCCCACCAGCCCCCCUUCUCCCACCACAGACGUGUCCUACCUCCGCGGCGGGGGAGACACGCUCGGCCCAUACGACAGCAUAAGCGCCUACCAUCCCCCAAGACGGGGCGGGACGAACCAGGACGGCGACUCGGACACGGAGCGCCCGCGCAGCCGCCAGAGCCGGCACACCCGGCGGCCCUCGCGCUCCGCCACACCCGUCCCGCAGAGCUAUACCUCGCGCGCGGCGAUGACUCCCACCAAGCCCCGAAGCAGGAGCCGGAGCCGGAGCCGGAGCAGCUCCCCGACUCCGUCGGGACACGAAAAGUUUGAGCAUCCCGGCCGCAGUACCGAUCCCACAGACGAGGCCGAGUACGAGGCCGAGUACGAGCCGCACGGCCUCCAGUUUCGGUCGAUGAAGGCGCACCGCGCCGCCCUCCUCGCCGCGCAGCACAGGCGGGCGGAACGCGUCGUGGACGCGCAGGACGCGCGCGAUGCGGACCAAGCCGCCGCCGUGGCGGAACAGCUCCGCAACAGUCUCCAGCUCGCGCAGUCCAACGACCGGCUACAGGCGGCCGAGGCGGCCGUGCGCGACCUGCAAGCGCGGCUUGUCGUCGAAAAGCUGCGGACGGGACAAGUCGAGCGGCGCGCCGCCGAGGCCGAGGCCAAGCGCGCCGCGGACAAGGCAGAGCUCGCGGUCGCCGUCAGCAUUUUGCGGCGCGUGAAAGACGACAAACGGCGCACGGAGGAGGAGCGGCGCCGCGCGCUCCGCGCUUUCGAGGAGGCGAAGAGCCGGUGAGUCCGUCCCGCAGCAGGCUGAUCCAGCCUCGUACGAUACCACGAAGAGAUCCGCGUGCGGGACGCACGCCGCGUCGGGCACCAGGAGGGGCGCACGGAGGCGUUUGAAGAGGC